GUGAAAGAACCCGCCUCCAUUCGAGGUCGGCUAUGUCCGAGGGAGGAGGGUUGCGAGAGGCGGCUGAGGAUGGAGGGCGAGGGGAAGGCUGUGGCGGCGGGGAAGAGAGCCCUCCGGAGGGCGGAGCGGCGGCGCUAGCGAUGGAGGAAGCGGUAGUGGCGGCUCCCCCGGGCCCUCUUUCCCCCGGCAACGAGGAACCGGCCGGGGACGCCAGGAAGAAAAUUGAUGUUUUACUCAAGGCUGUUGGAGAUACUCCUAUAAUGAAGACAAAAAAAUGGACAGUAGAGAGAACUCGCACAAUCCAAGGCCUCAUUGACUUUAUCAAAAAGUUUCUCAAACUUUUGGCAUCAGAACAGCUGUUUAUUUAUGUGAAUCAGUCUUUUGCUCCUUCACCGGACCAGGAGGUUGGAACACUAUAUGAGUGUUUUGGAAGUGAUGGGAAACUUGUGCUGCAUUAUUGUAAAUCUCAAGCCUGGGGAUGAAUUAAGUGCGACCAUUGCUUCAGAUUGUUCAAAGUAAAUGUGCUACAAUGAUCUUGAGACAUUCCUCAUGGAUAAGCUGAAGAAACGUUUAAAGUGUUGCCCAUGGAAUUCACUUUAUUCUUUUUCCUGUUUUUUCGGUGUCCAUGUAGAAGAUAAAUACAAGAACUAUACAGGUUUCUGAGCCUGAGAUUUUACUUCAUUUGAUGACUUGCUUGUGGAGACAAUUGUGCAUGUGCCAUCAGUUCACCUGGACCUGCCUAUUGUUCCUCUAGCACUUCAAAGGUUCUUUUUGUAGGAAAAAAAUUGGAGAGUACCUAGAUCACAGUUUAACUAGGUUGUUUGGAAAAUAUACCCUUGCUCUUAGAAAGAUACUUAUUGUGUGUUGGCAACUGUUCAAUCUGCAACUGAGAUAAAUAGUUACAUUUUCUAUUUA
This is a messenger RNA of Sceloporus undulatus (fence lizard), 915 nucleotides long. It is a transcript of the gene ATG12, whose product is annotated as autophagy related 12. Gene Ontology annotation, cellular component: cytoplasm; Atg12-Atg5-Atg16 complex; phagophore assembly site membrane. Gene Ontology annotation, biological process: autophagy of mitochondrion; nucleophagy; autophagosome assembly. Lineage: Eukaryota; Metazoa; Chordata; Lepidosauria; Squamata; Phrynosomatidae. Bases 33 to 482 code for a protein of 149 amino acids. The record is from RefSeq and is a predicted model, not a curated record. The transcript has 4 exons.